Messenger RNA from Paramuricea clavata, 2271 nucleotides. The record is from the annotation of a GenBank genome assembly. NCBI's taxonomy places the organism in Eukaryota, Metazoa, Cnidaria, Anthozoa, Malacalcyonacea, Plexauridae.
AUGGCGACUGCAUUGGAUUUGUCAGGUUUGGGAAAUUUUGAUCCGUAUUCGGAUCCAACUACAUUGUCUUUACGAUGGAAAGAAAGGUUACGGCGGUACGAACGGUUUCUGGUUGCUAUGGAUAUAAAAGAUGAUACUCGGAAACGUGCUCUAUUGCUAUAUGCAGCGGGAAACGAAGUAGAAAAAUUUUUUGCAACGUUGUCUGAGGUUGGGGAAGAAAAAGAUUACAAGAAAGCGGUUGAAAAGCUGAACGAGUAUUUUUUACCUAAGAAAAAUGUGUUACUUGAAACCCAUAAAUUUCGCCAGUUAAAACAAAUAACUGAGGAAACAAUUGAUCAAUAUUGUACCAGGCUUAGACAACAAGCCAUCAUCUGUGAAUUCUCUAACAGUGAAAAUGAGCUUAAAAUCCAGCUUGUUGAAGGAUGUUUAUCAUCGCGAGUGAGAAGAAAAGCCAUUCAAGAUCACUUGAAGUAACAGAUAAAGCUGUCAAAACAUUAGAAGAUUGUGGGCAUUUAGCUCCCUCCUCGAGUGCGGUUAAUGCUAUACAUAACCAACAAGACAAGUCCAGUCAGUAUCAUGAACGAACGAACAGACAGCCACAUCAAUCAGCAACCCAGUAUCCUACAAGAAAUCGAUACUCCUACCCACUCAAGAAUGCGGGCCGAGAAAAUUCACGUGAGCAGCAACAGAAUGGUAAGAAACUAUGUUAUAAUUGUGGGGAAAAUUAUUAUGCAGGUCAUCCUAGUGUGUGUAAAGCAAAGCGAAAAUCUGUUUUUUCAUGUGGAAAACAAAAUCAUUUCGCGACUAUGUGCCGUAGUCGUCAAAGGAACAAUAUUCCAGAAAAAGGGGAGAACAUUCAAGCCAUUAAUUGUACUGAAAAGCAAUCAAAUUCCUCUGAUGAAGAUUCAUAUGUUUUUGUUGUUACCCCACCAGUAGAAAAUGAGGUUUCCCCAAAUUCACGAGCAGUUAAAACCAUUCCAGUUAUUAUUGAAAGGGCCCAUGUUAAAAUGAUUGUUGACACUGGGGCAACAACAAACAUUUUAGAUUCCAAAGCAUUUAAUGAAAUCAAAAAGAAAAACCCCAGUUUACAUUUGCAACCAUCAACACACAAAAUUUAUGGUUACAUGCAAUCUCAACCUUUGCCAGUCCUUGGGAAAUUUGAAGGACUUAUUGAGUCAAAACACAGAAUGGCUGUUACAACAUUCCAUGUUGUAAACGGGGACGGUGGGUCAUUACAUUACAGUAAAGUUAUUCCACAGCCACAGAGCUUGAUAUUGUGAAAAUGAAUGUGCAUGCUGUUGUUACCCAGUCUAGUUCUACAUCCUACACCGAUCCUCGAGAGGAUCAUAAACAGUUUGGCAAUGAGAACCCAGAAAUUCCUAAGAACCAUCAACCAGACUCACCAAUCAUGUCAAAGUUUAAAAAGGAAUACCAGCAGUCUUUAAUGGCAUUGGGAAACUAAAGGGUCAUGAAGUACACCUACACCUUAAAGAUAAUGCUAAACCUAUUGUGCAAAAACCCCGAAAGAUACCUUUUCAUCUCCGUAAACAGACAGAAAAUAAACUGAAAGAACUAGAGGAAAGUGAUAUUAUUGAAUUCGUUCCAUCAGGGACACCUACAACUUUUGUAUCAAAUCUUGUUGUUGCACCAAAGUCUAACAAUCCAGCUAAAGUCAGAGUAUGUAUAGACAUGCGACAUAUGAACCCAAUGAUAGAGCGAGAACGUCAUGUUAUCCCUAAUAUUGAGGAACUCUUUGAGGACAUGGCUGGUGCUACAAUGUUUUCGAAAGUGGAUUUGACAGCUAGGUUUCACCAUUUACUUCUUGACGAGGAGUCACGAUCUCUUACCACAUUUCACACCCACAAAGGUCUUAUGCGAUAUAAACGUUUAUGUUUCGGAGUAAAUUCAGCACCAGAGAAAUUCCAAUAUGCUAUUCAACAAACACUCCAAGGACUGGAGGGAGUAAGGAACAUUGCCGAUGAUAUUAUUGUGUGGGAAAGUCCGAAAAAGUCAGAAAACAAUCUUAUCCUUAAUGUUUCUAAGUGUAAGUUUAAUGUAGACAGCAUUUGGUUCUAUGGUUACACAUUAUCAAAGGAUGGCAUUUCUGCAGACAAAACCAAAAUUGCAGCACUAGUUAACAUGAAAGAGCCAGAAGAUGUUUCCCAGUUGCGCAGCUUCUUGGGAUUGGCAACAUAUUGCGAACGGUUUAUUAAUAACCUGGCAACAAUCACAGCACCAUUACGCGAGUUAACCAACAAAGGCGUUGUUUGA